AGUUAGGGUUUCCGCCGGAUUCGAAUCUUCUAGAUAAGGUCGAUCGAUUCCGAUAUGGCCUCCUCCUCCGCCGCUCCCAACCGCGACGGCUCCUCCUCCUCCUCGCCUGAGGACGACGCCGUUUUGUCCGCCACCCGCGCUUUUGCUCAGGAGGCCUUGCUGCAAUUCCAGUCCGGCAAGUUCGAUCAGUGCCUCACGGCGUUGCAGGAGUGCCUCAAGCGGAAGUCCGGCGAUCCCAAAAUAUUGCAUAAUAUCGGACUUGCGGAAUUCUAUAGAGAUGGUUGUUCAGAUCCUAAGAGGUUGCUUGAAGUACUCAAUGACGUCAAGAAGCGAAGUGAAGAGCUUGCUCGAGCAUCUGCGGAACAAGCAGAGUCUGUAAGCAAUAAUGGAGAUAAAUUAUCUUCAGGUUUUAAAGGAAGUAGUACAACGGCACAUCCACUUUCUGCUGUCUACAUGGAUGAAUUUGACACUUACGUAGCGACCUUAAACAUUGCAAUUAUCUGGUUCCAUCUCCAUGAAUAUGCAAAGGCAUUGUCUGUUGUUGAACCACUAUUUCAAAAUAGAGGACCCAUAGAUGAGAAAACUGCUCUCAAUAUUUGUCUUCUGUUGCUGGAUGUGGGGCUAGCUUGCCAUGAUGCAAAGAAAUCUGCUGAUGUUUUAUUAUAUCUGGAGAGAGCUUUUGGUGUGAGUUGUAUGAAUCAGGGAGACAAUGGAAGCAGUGUGUCGCAGCAACCUCCAAACACAGUGGCCAAGUCUUCAUUUCCUCCUAGUUCAUCAGUCACAGAUGCUCCUAAUCUGGACUCAGACGCUAAUACAAAUGCAUUGGAUUCUGAGGAGACAGGCGAAUUUGAUAAUGCGGUUUUCGACAUGGAUGUAGCACAGCCAACUGGUCUCUUAUCGUCCAAUGAUGUUUCGAGGAACCCAGUUGACAUAUCUGUCUCUUCUGUUUAUCUCAAGCUCAAGACACAACUUUACAAGGUUCGAUUUCUACUUCUCACUCGGAACUUGAAGCAAGCUAAGAGAGAAGUGAAGCACGCUGUGAACAUUGCACGUGGCAGAGACUUAUCUAUGGCUCUUCUCUUGAAGUCCCAGCUCGAAUAUGCUCGCGGUAAUUACCGUAAAGCAAUCAAGCUGUUAAUGGCAUCUAGCAACCGAACAGAUACAAGGAUCUCGAGCAUGAUCAACAAUAAUCUAGGAUGCAUCUAUUAUCAGCUUGGGAAAUAUCACACAUCAUCCGUAUUCUUCUCCAACGCAUUGCUUAAUUGUUCAUCUCUUCGGAAGGACAGGCCUGUAAAUCUGUCAACUUGUUCACUGGAUAACUCCCUCCUGAUUGUAUACAAUUGUGGUAUGCAGUACUUGGCUUGUGGAAAACCAUUACUUGCUGCUCGCUGUUUCCAAAAAGCUGGUUUAAUUUUCUACAAUCGACCUCUGUUGUGGCUUCGGCUUGCUGAAUGCUGUCUGAUGGCUGUAGAGAAGGGACUAGUCAAAAACAGUCCGAGUGCAUCAGAAGUCAGAGUUUAUGUUAUUGGCAAGGGAAAGUGGAGGCAACUUGUCAUGCUGGAUGGGGUUGAAAAGAAUGGAUCUGAAAAAGGUGAUUUAUUUUUGGGCAGUGAUCAGCAGCCCAAGCUCUCAAUGUCCCUUGCCCGGCACUGUCUCGCUAAUGCCUUGUACUUACUGAACCAUUCCGAAUCAAGCUAUUGUAAGAAUUCUUUGCCAUCUAAUUUCUUCUUGGAUGAUAAUGAGUUAGGCGAAGUGGCAUCGUCCAAGACUUCCAACCACAAGAACUUGCACAACAUCGAUUCUGAGGCUUCUGUACUCUCUGUAGGCUUGGGUCAGGUUAGUGCAAAUGGGGAUGCAAAAGAGCAGAAGGCAGGAAGUACUCAGGAACUUGUGCAAAACUGCCUCUCUUCCUAUGGAGAGAUUCGUAAAAAGGAAAAUCUGUUGCUCAAGCAAGCUCUUCUUGCUAAUCAGGCAUAUGUGGAGUUGGAAUUAGAGAAUCCUCUGAAAGCCUUGUCAAUUUCGAAGUCUCUCCUGGAAAUUCCAGAAUGUUCUAGAAUUUACAUAUUUCUAGGUCAUGUGUAUGCGGCAGAGGCUCUUUGCUUGCUAAAUAGGCCAAAGGAUGCUGCUGAGCAUUUGUUGACAUAUUUGUCUGGAGUUAAUAAUGUUGAAUUGCCAUUCACUGAAGAUGACUUUGAACAAUUGAAAGGGGUCAGGACUGUUGAUUAUGAAGAGGUGAAUGGAGGGUCAGCGACUGCAACUUCGGCCUCAGAAGAUGCAUUAAGCUUUGCGUUCAUCAAGCCAGAAGAGGCACUUGGAGCUCUGUACGUGAACUUUGCUGCCUUGUACGCCAUGCAAGGUGAACUUGAUCGGGCUCACCAGUUUGUUGCACAGGCAUUGUCCAUAGUACCGAACAAUCCACAAGCAUCUUUGACUGCAGUUUAUGUGGACCUCAAGCUUGGUAAGUGUCAAGAUGCUCUUUCCAAGUUAAAACGGUGUAGUCGAAUUACAUUCCUUCCUAGCGGAUUAACAUUGAAUAAAGCUUGUUGAUGGUCCUGGUUGUAUUGGUGGCUUCUCAUAGCAUUCGUCCCGCCUCCCAGUGCUAAGCUAGUGGGUAGAUCAGCAAUCCUCUCUCAGAGGAUUUGUAACAUAUAUAUAGUUCCCCGAUUCAGAAAUAAAUUUCUGUCCAAUUUUUUUUUUUUGCCGUAAAAUUUUCAUUUCUUAGGGCUUAGUGAUUGGUGGUGUGGCUGUGUUUUUGUUAGUGCGGGAUGCCCACCUUUGAUAUUUGAGAUGUAGUUCUGAUUUAGAUUCUUGUUGUUUUAGUGGCUAAUUUAGUUGGUCAAACAUAGUCAGAUGAUAAGCUGUUUUAGUGAAAGGAACUGGAAAGGUUAUUUAUUCUGGAUUUCAUAUUUCAAAUCUUUUUCUUAUGCGAUGUUUCUUGUACCAUCUUGUGUUCCUGGACUGAAUGUUGUAUAUGGAAUUUGUUUGUUCAUCC
Messenger RNA from Fragaria vesca subsp. vesca, 2992 nucleotides. RefSeq names its product CCR4-NOT transcription complex subunit 10-like. Gene Ontology annotation, biological process: negative regulation of translation; mRNA catabolic process. Gene Ontology annotation, molecular function: protein binding. NCBI's taxonomy places the organism in Eukaryota, Viridiplantae, Streptophyta, Magnoliopsida, Rosales, Rosaceae. Gene Ontology annotation, cellular component: CCR4-NOT complex. The record is from RefSeq and is a predicted model, not a curated record.